GAUGUGACGUACAAUUCUAGCUAAAGGCUUUACAUUAUGUCUUAUUAUACACUCUCUACACGGUAAGGAAGGUAUGGUGUCUAUAUCCGAUAGCGGUACAUAAUAACCGAGGUAGUUCGGAGUUCGAGUGCCAAUUCUAUCUAGCAUUGAAUCAUUUCAUACUUAAAUCUCGUCAUCGAGCUUAAGGAGGUAGCGAUAUCGAUUCGAUAUGGAUGCAGUAGCGAAGGAGAAUCUGCGAGGAAUGGAAGGGCAGGGGAAAUCAAAGAAGAUUGUGUUCUUUGUUGAUACGGUUAGCCCGUUUGCUUAUGAGGCUUAUUGGAUUCUUAGGGUUAGUGUGGUUUUUCUUGUUUCUGGGGGUUGAUUUUUGGGCUUGGGGUUGGAUAAUUGGGGUUUGUCGGUUGGGGAUGGUAGGAUGGGAAGAUGGGAGAGCUAGGGGGAUGAUACUAGCUGGAAUGUGCAGGUCGAAUGAAGAGUCUGCUUUUGAUUUAAGCUUCGUAAAGAGUAGGGAAGCGACUAGCUAACAAAUCUCUUCAUCUAGAAUAACCCUACAUUUUCACAAUGCGAUAUCGAAUACGUCCCUGUUUCCUUGUCGAAUAUUAUAAAAGAAGUUGGGGGUGCUCCACCUAUGACUGUCAAAAGUUUGUCCUCUUUCCUUUUCCUCCUUGGAACUUUUUACAUCUUCUCACCACUAACACCAAACCCUCUUUUUCAGAUAAAGGUAAAUGGGCCAACCGACAACGUCUCCGCUGGGCUUCUCUGUUUGAAAUACCUAUUACCCCAAACAUACCCACGGGAUUUCCGCAUAAUACUUUUGGAAUUCAAAGUGCACUCUGUGUAUUACCAUUUUUGUAUGACAAGGAUGAAGCGCACGAAGUGUUGUGCAAAUGUUUGGAUGCUUUUUAUAAUCUAUAUUGGGUAGAGGAAAAGGAGAUUUCGGCUCCUGGGGUAUUGGAAGAUGUAUUGAGACGGGUGAUAGGAGAGGAAAUGUUGGAGUUGGUGUUGAAGGAAAUUCCAGGGAAGGGGAGAGGGUCUUUGCAGGUGAACACUGCGAGAGCGAUAGAGGAAGGGGCUUUUGGAUUACCGGUGAGCUCUUUUUUAUUUAUAUUUGGGAAGUGAUGAUAGAGGGAUAAGAAAGAUAGGAUAAUUGAGUAUAUGCUGACACAGACAAAAAUAGUGGAUGGUAUGCACCAACAGCUCAGGCGAAACAGAGGGAUUCUGGGGUGUGGAUCAUUUAGGACUAGUGGUUGAUUUCUUGGGAUUGGAAAGGAUGGAUACUAAAGCUUGGAAGACUUUGAUGUGAUUUAACUCCAUGCUUGUUUUUCCACACCAGAAUUUAAAAUUUCAUAUCUGAAUACUCCUACGAAUC
Messenger RNA from Sclerotinia trifoliorum, 1366 nucleotides. The record is from the annotation of a GenBank genome assembly. Lineage: Eukaryota; Fungi; Ascomycota; Leotiomycetes; Helotiales; Sclerotiniaceae.